CUCAUUGAGCAAUACUGCUACAUACACUGUAUGCUUUGUACAGGUAAACAGUUACUUCCUGCUCCUCUCCCCCCUCCCCCUGCACCUCCCCUCACAGGUGCUGUAGGUGCCAGGCUGGGAGCAUAGUACAGAAGGAAACAGUGGCUGCAGGAGCCUGGAGAUCUCCUUUCACUGAUGAGCCCGUGAUGUUCCAAGAAAAUGACUGCAGACAGUGACUGUGGUGUUCUGGACACUUUUAUUUCACCUCCCUCUGUGGAGCAGGAUCUGUGGCCGCACUUGGGCUCCAGCCUGUCUCUCAACUGCACUUUGCAACUCAGAGACUCAUGUAAUGGUUCCUUCACAUGGCUGAAAGACGGGAGAGCAGCACAGGACCUGUACAGAGGGCAGCAGAGUGCCUGGAUUGGUCUGAACAGCUCUGAAAGGUUCCUCUCCAGCAUCCUAGGGGUUAAUCUUACCACCGAAGAGGAUUUUGGAAGGUUUACAUGUCAGCUGCAGACUUUCUCUGCCUCAUUUACACUACACAGAACAGAUAAAGCAGGACACAUAGCAGCUGUCCUCUUUGCCCUCUGUGUGGUGGCUGUCUUGGUAGUGGGUAGCAUCUUGUACAUCAAGUGUCGCCUCAAUGCACGCCUUUGGUACAGAGACAAAUAUGGAGACCCAGAAAUAAACGAUGGACGUCUGUUUGAUGCGUAUGUCUCGUUCUGUCCAUCAAAUAUUGACACAAAGUUCACCAAUUUCAUUCUGAAACCUCAUCUGGAGAACAGAUAUGGCUUCAAACUACACCUGGAUGAGAGGAGUCUCCUGCCCAACACAGAGCCUUCUGCUGAGCUGCUUAUGAAUGUCAGCCGCAGCCGACGUCUGAUGGUGGUUCUAUCCCUGGCGUAUCUGGAGCAGGACUGGUGCCAAAACAGCUUCAGGGACGGUUUGUACCGCCUGCUGGAGCUCUCGCACAGACCUAUCUUUAUCCUGUUUGAGAAUCAGUACAAGGACCUGCCCCCAGAAGUCACCCAGCUGCUGAGCUCUCGCAGAGGCACCCUGAAGACACUGCUCUGGAAGGCUGACUCUGUGUCUCCAGCGUCUGACUUCUGGAAGGAGCUGCGCCUUGCACUUCCUCGCAAGAUUUCUCUAGUGGAUGGGAAAGGUGACCCCCAGACUCAGUGUCAGGAUGAUAAGGAUCCUAUGCUGACUGGCAGCAGUGAGGCUGCAGAUCCUGACCCUGAGGGAGAUCUUGGUGUGCGAAGAAACCUUUAUAAAGCUCCACCACCCCGGAUGGCCCCAAAGAUGCUUGCGGUACAAAGAGAACCCACUGGAGAGGUGGACAUCUCAGAUUUAGGGUCACGGAACUACUCUGCUAGGGCAGAUUAUUAUUGUCUGACGACUGAACCUGACCUAUAGGAUGAAGAGAGGAGUAAGUGAAGGAAGGUGAAGAGUAGGGACUUUAAUGUAAAAGCCGCAAAGACGCCAAUAACCCAUGGGUUACAUAGGUGAUGUAGGAGAGAGACAGUAUUGUAACAGUAUGAAAAGAGGACUCUAAAACAUGGGCAGAUUGCAACACCCAGAUCUUACUGUACUACACCUUCCAUGAUGCCUGCGGUCUGGCUGAGUGUUGCUGGGGAUGUAGCAACAGACGGAUAACUGAAGGCUGCUCAUCCCUAGUACGAGGACAAAGUACAUAUGAACUGGAGGAAAUCAGCAAACCUUGUAUCUGCUACGACUAAGAGUUGUAACAGUGACAGAAACGGUUCUUAAAGGAAAACAUAUUUUAUUUUGUGUUUUUUAACAUGACAUAUAAUAAUAAUUUUGUCAGAAAAGUGUUUUUAUAACGGAACAAUUACAGUUAAAUAAUUUCAUUUUAUGCACCCAUUUGUACAAAAAUCAGGAAACGCUAGCAGGCCAGGAAUUGUAGACGUAUGGAACAACCAGAACAGCAAUUACGGUACAUCCCAGUUUUAUUGCCUGAGAGCUACUGGGAAAACCAUUGUACUAGAGACAGACACGUGCUUUAUAUGCUUUUCCGUCUUCUGAGAUGCAAGAAACUAUGGGGCAGAUGUACUAAGCCUGGAGAAGCGAUAAAGCAGUGAUAAGUGGAAGAUGAUAAGGCACCAGCAUAGGCGUUUCUAUAACUGCAGCCAUAUUGUAUACUUACCCCUCCGGAGUCCUGCGGCGAUGGACCAGUAGUGCGGGCACAAAUCACUUAGAAAAUGCCUGCCACGCCAUUUCUGAGUGAUUUGCGCAUGCGCACUAGAGAUGUCCCCGGGAACAAGGCGCAGGCGCCAUGUUCCCAGAGACCUGCUCAUGCGCAGUAGACUGUUUAUGCCAGAGUCUACUAGCUGCCGGAGAGGAGGGUGCCCGCAAUGGAGGCUGCACCCGGGUGCCCUCCUCUCCUAAAACACCCCUGGGCACCAGACAAUCAAGGGUUUGAAAAAUGACAGUUUGUAGCUGAUUGGCUGGUGCAUUAUCACCUUCCACUUAUCACUGCUUUAUCACUUCUCCAGGCUUAAUACAUCUGCCCCUAUGUUGGCUGUGCAUCCUGCCAGACCGAAGAACUACUGGAAAAUCAGGAAGUACUGUAUUACGAUAGUAAUAUCAAAGACCAUAUGACUAAUCUCAGUGCCAUCUGGGACCAUUGUAGCUGCAGCAUAUUUGCAUACAGUUCCAAAUUGGAUACAGCUAGUGAGAAAGUGGGUGGCUUUUCUCCUGUAGUUAGUCUUUUGAGUCCAACUGAAUUCUAAGCAAAUGCAUCCUAAACACACACAGGAGCACACUGGCGUUUCUAUAAUAAUGCAGUAUGUAUGGUGCACACGGGCCCCUGAGUCCAGAGGGGGCCCCCAUCGCACUCACUGCACCCAUUUUUAAAAUACCCCUCCGAAGUCCAGCGCCGGCAUCCGCAGCGCUAUUAGAACACAGUGAAAAUGGCUCAGCUGCCAUUUUUUACGGAGUUCUGUGCAUGCGCAGUAGAGAAAUUUCAGGGGAAAUGGCCGCCGCACCAUUUUCCCGGAGAUCUGCGCUCAGACUCUACAGCGCUCUGGGCAGAGAAAAGGGGGCCCAAACGGAGGAGUCUGAACACGGGCCUCCUCCUCUUUUCCAACGCCCCUGCAGGAGCAUAUGUACUAAACUUUAUGUAGUCAUGUGACCGGUGGUCGGGAGACUGCUGGUCACUAUACCGAUGCCUGAAUCCCGAGCAUUGGACACCUGACUAACAGGCACUAUUCCCAUUCAUGGGUGUUCACAACACCCAUAAAGUGAGACUAGAACCUGUGGCGAGCGCAGUGAGCCACCGAACCUGCUGCGUGGCGAGCCCUCAUGGGGCUUCAUUGCACUUGCCCCCCCUUCCCCGCCGGCAUUCUGGAGACCGGGAUCCCAGGGUCGUUGUAAUGACCUCCGGGAUCCCAAAUGCCGGUUUCCCAAUACCAACCCAUAUUAAACACAUUUUGCUGGAAAUCCCCAAUAAGAGAAAUGCAAGUGUCUGAUGGAUAUAUCACAGGGGUUCCCCAGCAAAUAUCUGCUGACGUUUCCUUGUUUCUGAUCACAUAGGUUUCUAUGAGGCCUGCUAUAUUGUGAGAUUCACCAAGUUCAGGAAUGCAACGAUACAGCCAUUGUGACAUCUACAAAGUUAGGUAAUGGCUGAUGUGAUCACUUUACACACUGAAGACAGGGGCUCCUAUCGUAACCCAUGUCCCUGGAUUGUUCCUUCAUCCAUCUGCACAGUACAGAAUUUCUUAACGCUGCACGUAGUGGCUAUAAGAAUUCUAAUUACCAAUACAUAAUAAAUGGGCGCCACAGACCUAUUAGAUAUUGCACAUUGACAUUUAUUUAGGAGACAAUACUUGGAACCUACUAAUUAAUAUAAAACAAGAACACCUUCCAUAUCAUAUAUUGGGCAGAUAACUGCAAAGAGAACAUCAUUAAAAUAGGAAAGGGAGAUUAUAAGUGACGUUGUGCAAUGCUGCUUGGAUGUACAAGACAAAUACUUGGGUGGAGGUAAGGUCACUCAUCAUACAGUAUAUGGAAUGUAACGUGUCUGGCCUGUUAAUCAUCUGAUCAUACACCGGUUAAUGAAUGAUGCUAAGAAAAAUCUAACGUUAAUUUACUGCCUAUGUUACAUAUUAACAAUGCUGUUCUGUCUCCAGCAUUGUACUAAUUGGUUGUAUAUUUCCAAAUAUAUAAAUAUGUUGUUAUAA
Molecule: messenger RNA, 4181 nt
Organism: Pseudophryne corroboree (corroboree frog)
Lineage: Eukaryota; Metazoa; Chordata; Amphibia; Anura; Myobatrachidae
Gene: SIGIRR
Product: single Ig and TIR domain containing
Exons: 10
Coding region: 199-1395 (398 amino acids)
Biological process (GO): signal transduction
Source: RefSeq, a predicted model, not a curated record